CCCCUUCCCCUCCCCCCUACCCCCCCACCGCUUCGCCUGCCGCGGUCGGGUCCGCGGCCUUCGCUGCGCGGCUUUGCUGCUGCUGCCGCCGCCCCUGGGAGCAACUUCUCCCUCUCCCUCCCCAGCCCCGGCCCGGUAGCUGACGUAAAGAUGAGUAGCUCAGAGGAAGUAUCAUGGAUCUCAUGGUUCUGUGGGCUUCGUGGCAAUGAAUUCUUCUGUGAGGUGGAUGAAGACUAUAUCCAAGACAAAUUCAACCUCACAGGGCUUAACGAACAGGUGCCCCACUAUAGGCAGGCACUAGACAUGAUCCUCGACUUGGAACCUGAUGAAGAGUUGGAGGACAACCCCAACCAGAGUGACCUGAUUGAGCAGGCAGCCGAGAUGCUGUAUGGACUGAUUCAUGCCCGCUACAUCCUCACAAACCGUGGCAUCGCCCAGAUGUUGGAAAAAUACCAGCAGGGAGACUUUGGCUAUUGUCCCCGUGUAUAUUGUGAAAACCAGCCCAUGUUGCCCAUUGGACUGUCAGACAUACCAGGUGAGGCCAUGGUGAAGCUGUACUGCCCCAAGUGCAUGGAUGUUUACACCCCCAAGUCGUCCAGGCACCACCACACAGAUGGUGCUUACUUUGGCACUGGCUUUCCCCACAUGCUCUUCAUGGUGCAUCCUGAGUACAGGCCCAAACGGCCUGCCAACCAAUUUGUGCCCAGGCUGUAUGGCUUCAAGAUCCACCCUAUGGCCUAUCAACUGCAGCUUCAGGCAGCCAGCAACUUCAAGAGCCCUGUCAAGACUAUCCGCUGACUUGUCUCCUCCCCUCCCCCCCAACACCUCAGGCUGUGACACCAUUCCCUCUCCCCCCCUACACACACACCUUUCCAGAACCCCUAAUGGUUUUUAGUUUAAAUUAAGAAGAAGUCAUUAUUGUGGUGGUGUGGUGGGAGUAUGAAAUAAAGUGGAGGAAAAGGCA
Molecule: messenger RNA, 964 nt
Organism: Phascolarctos cinereus (koala)
Lineage: Eukaryota; Metazoa; Chordata; Mammalia; Diprotodontia; Phascolarctidae
Gene: CSNK2B
Product: casein kinase 2 beta
Cellular component (GO): protein kinase CK2 complex; cytoplasm
Molecular function (GO): protein kinase regulator activity
Source: RefSeq, a predicted model, not a curated record